AUGGACGAAGUGAAGCCAGCGGUCGAACCUGCACCCAAGGGGAAUCCAGGGGAGGGGCGACCUCCAGGGGAUGAGCUAUGGACGCCUUUGCCCAAGGGAAAUCUAGGGUCGCUGGGAAUUCUUAGGGCCAGUUUGGGAGCCCGAAUCCCCGCCUUCGGCCCGCGUGGAAACUUGACCCGACCCGCGAGUUUUCCACGGGGAGGCUCUUCGCCAUCUCUCGAGUCCGGGCGCAUCUCCCCGCCGGUCGCGACACGCGAGCGACGCGAGCCGAGCGCCGCGCCGCCGCCACGCCGCCUGCUCCGCUCCCCUGCUCGCGCUGCCGUUCCACCUCCGCUCCUCGGCUCGGCGCUGCCGCUCCGCCUCCUCAUCCAGACGCCACCCCCUGCAGCUCCCUGCUCCCCGUUGGCGACGCCCCUCCGCUUCCGCACCCCUCGGCGUCUCGAUCUGCGACGGCGCCAUCACCUCGGCCGCCGCCUCCACAGCCACCACGGUGCCUCCACUUCAUCUUCCUCCUCGUCAUAUAUUCACUACUUGCUGAUCUCUUCACUCGACAUUGUUGGCCCAACUGACUGGUCUUUGAGUUAUGCUAUCCACACCUGGAAUCUGUUGGCCAUCGUCAUUGUCAUUUCACUAAUGGCUUAUGGGAUUACAACAGCAAGGGGAUUCUUGAGGGACUUGACUACCUGAUAUUGCACGGUUUUGUCAUCACUUUCCGGAUCCACAUAGAUGCUAGUUUGACCUUGCUCUAAAUUAUGUUCAUUGACAUUAUUUGAGUCUCUUUUAAAUUUGAAAACAUCAUGUAUCUUGCUAUGUGAUGGCAUAUUGUCUUGGUGACAUUAUUUGAGUAUCUUUUGUAUGGUUGUGAAGCAUAGGGUUAGACAGCAAUGAAUUUGUGAUGUUGAUUCAAAAGAUAUUAUGGUCUUGUAAUGAUCCUAGUAUUGACCCAUUAUGAGAUAUUAUGUUAUUGUCAUUUUCUGAUUUU
Messenger RNA from Panicum hallii, 982 nucleotides. Its product is annotated as nascent polypeptide-associated complex subunit alpha, muscle-specific form-like. Bases 1 to 687 code for a protein of 228 amino acids. The record is from RefSeq and is a predicted model, not a curated record. Lineage: Eukaryota; Viridiplantae; Streptophyta; Magnoliopsida; Poales; Poaceae. The transcript has 5 exons.